This is a messenger RNA of Bufo gargarizans (Asiatic toad), 2318 nucleotides long. RefSeq names its product isoprenylcysteine carboxyl methyltransferase (gene ICMT). Gene Ontology annotation, biological process: C-terminal protein methylation. Gene Ontology annotation, molecular function: protein C-terminal S-isoprenylcysteine carboxyl O-methyltransferase activity. The record is from RefSeq and is a predicted model, not a curated record. Gene Ontology annotation, cellular component: membrane; endoplasmic reticulum. The coding region runs from base 17 to 889 and encodes 290 amino acids. Lineage: Eukaryota; Metazoa; Chordata; Amphibia; Anura; Bufonidae. The transcript has 5 exons.
CUCUGCCUCCUCCAAGAUGGCCGGCAAUGGGCUGAUAGUGGAGGGCAGAGUGAGUUUGCUGAGUUUCUUGCUCGGGGUAUCGGUCAUCUGGCUGCCGUUCAUCACCAGCAGGUACACGGAGCCGGGGGAGACUUUGCUGGGCGGCCCGCCGGGGAGGAUCACGCUGCUCGUGUUUGUAGCCCUUGUGAACGGGAUCCUACUGCUGCUCUACCGGGCUCAUCUCUACCAGGUCGCCAUCCGAGCUGCCUUCUUAGGCUUUGCGUUUGGUUGUGGCUUAUUGGUGAGCAUCACACAGUCACCAUGGAGGCACUUUGGGUGGUACAUGUGCUCGCUCUCAUUCUUCCACUACUCCGAAUAUUUAAUAACUGCGAUGAACAACCCUAGAAGCCUGUCUCUGGACUCCUUCCUGCUGAACCACAGUCUGGAAUAUACACUGGCCGCCAUCUCCUCCUGGGUAGAAUUCGCUAUAGAGCAAACCAUUUAUCCAGAAAUGAAGCAGAUCACGUGGCUGAGCGUCAUCGGGCUGUUCAUGGUUCUCUUCGGGGAGGCCCUGAGGAAAUCUGCUAUGCUCACAGCCGGAUCCAAUUUCAAUCACAUUGUACAAAAUGAGAAAUCUGAAACGCACACUCUGGUGACCAGUGGUGUUUACGCCUGGUUCAGGCACCCGUCCUAUGUAGGCUGGUUCUACUGGAGCAUUGGGACCCAGGUUCUGCUGUGUAAUCCAGUCUGCCUAUUUGGCUACACUCUGGCAUCCUGGAGGUUUUUUCGUGAGCGAGUCGAGGAGGAGGAAUUUUCACUAAUUCACUUCUUUGGGCAGGAGUACGUAGAUUAUAAGAGGAAUGUUCCCACAGGCUUGCCGUUUAUAGGCGGAGUCAAGGUGGAGCCAUAAGGUGGCGGUACAGCACAUGGUGAUGCACUUACCUGCACUGAGGAUUCACGUGGCAGCUUCUAUCCUAGAGACCAGCACAUGAGGCGGAGAACGAUUAGAAGCCGAACUUACAGUCCUUUUCUUUAAAUCGUGAGGAUUCAUUAAGGGCUAUGAAGAUUCAGUCCACAUGGAGUAGAUUUAUUUUUUUUGGGACUGGGGGGUUCGAACUUUAUUGGUCUGAAUAGUCCUUUCUGGAAUCCUAUAUAAUACAGGGAGGGGUAACAACUUUUUUUUUUUUACAGAACAUUUUUAUAUAAAUAUUUAAAGGACAUUGGUCUGUAUGGAUGAAACACCUUCUUCUAUCUAGAUCAUUCAUAUGCAUGGACGUUACACGUCAGCUCUACAGGCACACGUGAACACGCCUCAGUCCGGGGACGUGGCCGACACGAUGCACACAUGGCUCUUCACUUCUAGUGGCCAAUUCUGUGCACUGUCUAUAUACAUUCCUCAGACCUGAAGCAAGCGUAGACCUGGUGUAACUCUUCUCCAAGAGAAAAACAGGUUGUGUUCAAUUAUUGCAUAAUAACACAUUUGGAUUGGAUUUAGAUCAUAGACCCUUCCCCCGCAAAGAUCACACACCCUUUCUGAUUACUCCCUGCACAGCUAUGCUUCUGGCCAUCUAAUGUGCAGGGAACAUCGACGCCGCUUCAUUCAAGUGAAUGGUGCUGGUGUACUUGCCGUGAGUGAAUGGGAAUACCAUUGUGCAGGGAAAUAAUAAUGUAAAUGGUAGGUAAAGGGUUAUUCCCUAGGCUAUACCAUCACUCUGUGGUAGGGGCCCAAUUUCUGGGUCUCCCACCAAUCCUGAGAAUGAAGGGACAGCAAUGCUGAUUUAGCGCUGGGACCCCUUCUAAGUUUUGCAAAAACAGUCUCUCCCCCCCCCCCCCCCAGCUGCUAGGCUGUGCAGGCACCCGCCACUCUAAUAGGGGCCCGUCUGCAGUUCUCUGCUCUCAGCACCUGCUGCUGAUUGGGUGUAAGAUAUUGCAGUGAUUAAUUUGAUUUCCUAUAAAGCUUGACAGAUUUGUGCGCAGGGUGCUGCAGCACAGGACGUAGCCACCGAGGGAUGUGGAAAGAGCAGGACACCUCUGCAAUAAAAAUGUUAUUGACCACACAGGGUUUUCUAGGCGCCUGACAUUGAUGAAAUAUCCUAAGGAUAGGUCAUCGGUAUCCACCAAGUCAGGGUCUGACUCUGCACCCAUACCGAUCAGCGUUCAGCACUGGAGGUAGAAGCGGAGUGUAGUUACUGCAGCACAACCCUGCACGGACUGGAUAUUGAUGACUUAUCCUGAAAAUACUUAAUGAAUACCAGGAGGAGCCUGGAAAACCCCUUUUAAAGGGCAUCUGUCAGCAGAUUUGUACCUAUGACACCGGCUGACCUGUUACAUGUGCGCUU